AUGUGGCUGCAGAACCUGCUUUUCUUGGGCACUGUGGUCUGCAGCAUUUCUGCACCCACCCGCUCACCCACCCUUGUCACUCGGCCCUCUCAGCACGUGGAUGCCAUCCAGGAGGCCCUGAGCCUUUUGAACAACAGUAAUGACGUGACUGCUGUGAUGAAUAAAGCAGUAAAAGUCGUCUCUGAAGUGUUUGACCCUGAGGGGCCAACAUGCCUGGAGACCCGCCUACAGCUGUACAAGGAGGGCCUGCAGGGCAGCCUCACCAGCCUCAAGAAUCCCUUAACCAUGAUGGCCAAUCACUAUAAGCAGCACUGUCCCCCUACCCCGGAAUCUCCCUGUGCAACCCAGAUUAUUACCUUCAAAAGUUUCAAAGAGAACCUGAAGGAUUUUCUGUUUAACAUCCCCUUUGACUGCUGGAAACCAGUCAAGAAGUGAGGCAAGCCAGUCCAACCAGGAGCCAGCCCAGUCCAGCCAGGAGCCAGCCCUGAGAGCAUACCUCACAAGUCACUGCCUUUCUACCCAUG
Messenger RNA from Nyctereutes procyonoides (raccoon dog), 524 nucleotides. RefSeq names its product colony stimulating factor 2 (gene CSF2). The record is from RefSeq and is a predicted model, not a curated record. Gene Ontology annotation, cellular component: extracellular region. Gene Ontology annotation, biological process: immune response; myeloid cell differentiation. The transcript has 4 exons. Gene Ontology annotation, molecular function: granulocyte macrophage colony-stimulating factor receptor binding; growth factor activity; cytokine activity. NCBI's taxonomy places the organism in Eukaryota, Metazoa, Chordata, Mammalia, Carnivora, Canidae. Bases 1 to 435 code for a protein of 144 amino acids.